CCGCCCCGCCCCGGCGGAGGCAGGCGGCCGUGCCCGCGGCAGACGCGCAGCCCCGCCGCGACAUGGCCAGCCGCCGCCUCCUGGGGCUCCUCCUCGCCUUCGCCGCGCUGCUGGGCGCAGGUCAUGGGGACGACCCAGGUGACAUCAGCCUAGAAGAUGCCCUGUAUGACCUCAGCACCAAGAGACCCACUCCCAAGGGCCCCAGAAAACCAGCAAGUGGGACAGGCUUUGAUUUGUCUGAUUACUUUGACACCCCUCUGGAGACUACCACCAAACCAGCCAAGCCAACUCCGAAGCCCUUCCCCAGGCCAGGGAAGCCAGACAACAGCUUUUGGGAUGUCAUCCGCACAACCAAGCAGCCAAAAACUACAAGGCCCCCCCCCAAGCAUAACCCAGCAAAGGAUCCUAUGGAUUUGGACUUGUCUGAUGCCCUUGAUGAUAAGAACGAUAGGAAAGAUGCUGGAAGGCCAGAUGUAAGGCCAGGUGAAGCAUUUUCAGAUGACGACCUGGCCAGCAUCGUGGAUGGCGGCUACAGCCCAGACAAGAAGAAAGGUGCCGAGGGCAGCACUGACAGCGACUAUGGCGGGGGCAGAGUGGCAGAGACGGGGACAAUCGCCGGCAUCGCCAGCGCCCUGGCCAUGGCACUCAUCGGGGCUGUGUCCAGCUACAUCUCCUACCAGCAGAAGAAGUUCUGCUUCAGCAUCCAGCAAGGACUUAAUGCGGAAUAUGUGAAAGGAGAAAACAUGGAAGCUGUCGUAAGCGAGGAACCCCAAGUUAAAUAUUCAGUACUGGAAACACAGUCAGCAGAACCACCAAAACAAGACAGUGCGAAGAUAUAAAGCAUGACCCGGGGCUAGAAAAGAAUCAGUCAGCAGCAAAUGGAGAUCUUACAUGCUUGUAAUUUAGCUUUUUAUUUAAUUUGACUCCAAAGCUAUUUAAUGUGUACUUAGGCUCGAACUGGCUUUUUAUUGCUCUAGGCUUUAGGGUUAGAGUAGUACUAUGUGUUUAUUUUUUGUAAAGAGUUACAUGUUUACAUCAAAGUAAUAUUGUAGGUUUGAUGUCCAGUGGUAUGCAAACCAACAGAAGGUGCUUCAGUAGUGGUCAAUUUUCGAUUAAGGGACAAGGUCUUUUUCAAGGAGCAGAAGAGCUUACAGUGAAGUGCCUGUACAUAGCAAUCCAAAGCAAACCAUUCACAGCCCUUUGUAAAGCACCUCCAGCCAACUUCUGCCACCAGCUAUAGGCACAUCACUUCCAACAGUGCUGAAUGUGCAUUUGCUGAGGGUGGAUUGCGGUCCUUAGCGUAGCUGCACCUAACAAUGAAGUGCCUAUGGGUAGGUCCUGGGGUUUGGGCUCAGCUGAGGCAGGUGAGUCCCUGCUCCGAAGGCAGGAGCUGAGGAUGCUUCACCACUACGCAGCACUGGGCUUCUAACCAAAUAAAAGGACCCGAUUUUCAUGCCAAGUCAUAAAUACAGGUAGUGGCAGUGUGCGCAGUGUUCACUUUUAGCAAAUACGCUUUGAAUGCUUGGCUGUGCUAGAGAUCAGAACGGAGCUGAAGGUGCCAAGUGAUACAGUUUGCAGGACAUGAGAUAUCUAGGUUGUCACCAAAAUGAAAACUGUGUGUGUUUGGAUGCUUUCAAGGGCAGGUUCAGAUCUCAUUCACACUAGAACAAAUUUCAGAUUUAACCCAAAAGAAAAUAAACAAAGUAGCUAUCUGUUAAGAGCUGGAACACUCACUACUGUAAGAGAAGUCAAGCUUAGCAAGAUGCAGGCCCCCCACCUUCUUUUUUUAGCUGCAAGUAUUGAGAGCACUCCCUGGCACCCGAGGCAGAAGAAGGAUCCAAAGCUUGUGUCAGUGGCUAAAAAAGGCAGAAUGUGCUGAGAGGAUCAGUCCUCCAUCACCGUCCCGCGUGGGGUCCCUGCAGCUUUCUGGGCAGCAGGGGGCUGCGAGCGGUGCUCAGCGGGACACGGGGCUGCUCCGCGACAGCGCCCCGAUCCCACGCAGCUGCUCACACGGCCCUCUUCAACGCUGCAGAACUGGUAUCAAGACCUGACCUUCACUACCUUGCAAGAAUUUGUGGUUAUGUUUCUAAUCCCUUCCCAACCCCUUCUUAUCACUGCUAAAACGUGGAUACUGCCACUUUCUGAUAAAUUUAUCCAAGUUGAUAAUUGCUUAAAAAUCAUGCUCUCAAGUGAAGGAAAAUUCACUUUAUGUGGCGCAAGAGGUACUCACUAUUUAUAUAUAAACCUUAAACUUGUGCAUUUGGUACUGUUUUGCAAAUCCCGGAUUUUGUGAAUGUGUAUUAAAAAUAAAGCCUUUCAGUUUGAUGUACGAAUUCACAGCUUUCAGGUAGACACAACUUAGGGAAGGCCUUGCCAGGAGGUGAAUCAGCCUAGGAGCACUGCUGCCUAACAGCUCCAUUUGAAAGGAAAUUGUCUAGUAACAUAGUUAAGUAUUUUGCAAUAGCUGCACAAUUCUUUAUGCUCUUUUUAACACUUGCAUUUUUAAAGCCUUACACUAUCUCUAGCAGAACAGCUACUGUGUUUUAUGAGGGAAAUGAGUUCUAGGGAUAUAUGGUGCCUCACGUGUAUUCAGAACACUUAGGCUACAAUACUGCUACAAACUACUGCUGCUUUGUUUUAUGAAUGUGUUUGGAUUAGAAAACAAAAUCUUUAAUUAUUGGCUGCUCAGAGAGUGAAGCAGAGGAAAUGGAGAUGGGAUGCACUCUGUGUUUGCUUACUCUCAGAGAAGAAUUUUCACGGAGGAAAUGUGAUCUGCAGGAUUUGGAUCAUCACAUGCAGGAGCUCAGCUGCUGGUGAAGCCACACAGCUGAGUUUGUAUCUCCAUUCCCAAGCACCAUUGCCUAUUUUUCUUAGCCACACACAUUUGAAAGCUGAAGCAUGAAAAAUGUUUUUAUAAAGUUACUGUAGAUGAAGUGUUACAACAUGGCAUUGAUGAUCACUAGGAGCCAUUUUCCUACCUUAGAUCAAGUGACAUAAUUCCAUUUCUCCUUUUGCUGAUGACCAUGUUUUCUGUAGAUGCAGAUCAUCAGUUUUGCUGCAUUUCUAUUAUUGUGCCCUCCCUGUUUGUCUAGUGGACAGUGCAGUGGGGUGUCCAGCAUUGCUUAAAUAAUAUAGCACAUACCCCUCUUUUGGGAAACUCUUACACUAGAGCAUAGGAAAAACACAUGUCUAAUUCACAAAAACUCCAGGUUUGGGUUGUGGUUUUUUUUUUUGUUUGUUGUUGUUUUGUUUUGUUUGUCUGUUUUUUAAGCAGAGCUGUUUCACUGAAAAAAACCCCUCCAGUUUCUAGAACGCAGAAGUUGCUCCUUCCCCAAGGCCUUUUCUAUGACUUUGGUGAACACUUAAUGCCUUAGUAUAAUUUCUAAGUAUGUGAAAAACAAUAAAUGCACAGUGAAAAGGAGCACUUUUUCAAAAAUUCACAGUAACAGAAUUCACGAUCUCUUUCUCUGGGACUUCAAAUAGGAAAAUAGUGAUAAAUGCCACAGUAAAGAAAUUAAACGUAGACUUCUCUUUAAAACUGGACGAAAGUCAAAGUCUUAUUGUGCUAAAUGUCAGUAAAGGCUCAAAUUGCUUUUUAUUGAAGUCUGUCUCCUCCUCCAUCUGAACUGUCAGACCAGUCUCUGAGAAACAGGGAGUUUCUACAUCAUCUAUAUUUCAGGCUUUAUAGCAAGUGAAAGGAUUCAUAUGUAUUUUCCUAGUAGUGAUCCAAGUUCUGAAACAACUGAUUCAGCAUUGACUUCUCUAACUACUUUCAUUUAAUUAGGAUCUAUUCUCUUUAAAUCUAGAUAUAGAAUUUUUUAAAAUCCUGCACUUAAUUUCUGUAUACAUGGUAUGAGCUUUCUCAUCCUUUACUAAAAAAGGCCAUAAACCACUGAAAAACUGUGGUUUUUUUUUUUUUCAUGAGUCCAAAAACUAUAUAUACAGCUGUCCAGAGUUUAUGUACUAUCUGUGCUGUGAGCUCUUCUUACCACACAUCACUUCAGCUUAACUAAAGCUAUUUUUAAUAAAAUUACUCAGUAAAGGUUUCUCAGUUACAGAGAAAACAGAGAAUAGAAAUAAUUUAACUAGCUCUUUUCCUGUUGAUUAUUCUAUCGAUUACUUGCAUUUUCCUUUGGCAAUACUGUAGUAGUUUCUUCGGUUUAGAUUCUUCAGUUGAGAAUACUCUGACAUGAAUUUCAGACUUUUUUGGCACUAUAAACUCAGUCAUUUUCAUGCAACCCCACUAAAGAACCCUUACACAUGCUAUAUUGUCAUUCUUAACUACUCACUGCUUGUGAUAAAAGUGGAAUUAGUCCGUUUCAAAUACUAUUUCAAAUUCUGAAAAAGUAAGAUGAGUUGACAGGCUAAGGCUUUAAAAAUCUGCUUCUGCAACAAAUAAGCUUCAGGAACAAAUCAAGUUCAGUAACAACAGUAUUGUGAAAUCAGAGAAUCCUUUCUUUUGAGUGAAGUGCAAGGCAUAUUGUUUGCUGAUGCAGAAGCGAUCUAUACCAAAUGAAGGAUGAAUGUUACACUGUAAGAAAAUAAGAUUCAUUUUGCUAAUGUGCAUGUAAGAAUUGUGGGGGUAAAAAUCAGGAUUUGACUGCCAUCGGAAAACACCAAAUAAAACAAGUUGACUAGAAAGACA
Tyto alba (common barn owl) is the source of this 4645-nucleotide messenger RNA. It is a transcript of the gene CD99L2, whose product is annotated as CD99 molecule like 2. Lineage: Eukaryota; Metazoa; Chordata; Aves; Strigiformes; Tytonidae. The transcript has 11 exons. The coding region runs from base 63 to 839 and encodes 258 amino acids. The record is from RefSeq and is a predicted model, not a curated record.